Cynara cardunculus var. scolymus (artichoke) is the source of this 2051-nucleotide messenger RNA. Its product is annotated as chloroplast envelope membrane protein. The transcript is spliced from 7 exons. Lineage: Eukaryota; Viridiplantae; Streptophyta; Magnoliopsida; Asterales; Asteraceae. The record is from RefSeq and is a predicted model, not a curated record. Bases 361 to 1674 code for a protein of 437 amino acids. Gene Ontology annotation, cellular component: membrane.
CAGCUUAACAGGAGAGGAAAGUUAUCAGAUAAACCCCUAACGCCACACACAAACACGCACACACACACACACAAAGAGAAUAAUAAUCGCGACAGGUUAUACUCGUCGAAUUUCACAUUACAAUACAUUUCUUUACCUCAUUUCAGCUUUCAAGCUCCAAUCUUUUCUGGGCAUUUAGGGUUUUUUCGGCUCUGGUAAGUUCUCAACAGAUUAUCGUUGGAUUAUAGAGUCUGUGGAUGAGAAAAAAGAUGCAAAAUUGAGUAAAAUCAGGUAAUUCGUUUCUGGGUUUUGAAUGGUUUCUUUCAAUUGCGUCUAUAGAGCCUUAAGUUAGUUUUAUAUGAGGUUGAAAGAUGUUGGGUUAUGGUAUACAUGUCCUUAAUGAGCACUUCAAUGGUCUUGUGUUAUAACAACCUAUUGUUUUCUAAGCAAAGAGGAGGGAGUCGCAAACGAUUGUAUUUGGGUAGCCUAGUUCACGUGGGUGGUGAAGGAAGAAGGGGAAUCAGAAGGUUAGUUCCCAAUGCCAAGAAAAAACACAAUCGAAAUCGGAGUUGGUGGCAGAAAUUCUUCUUUGAUGAGGAUGGCAAUUGGUUUGGUUUAAAAGAUGAUGAGAUGCUUGAGGCUGAGGAGUCUGUGAAAAACACCAGUGAUGAUGAAGGGUUAUCUGAGGAUGAGAAAUUCGAAGCCUGGAAGAGGAGAGCGGAGGCGAUUGUCGAAUUGAGGGAAGCACAAGAUGGGGUGCAAAACGAAGAGCAAAGGAGGUGGGAAGAUUGGCUUAUGGACGGCACAAAUGGCGAUGGUGGUAGUAGUAGUAGUAGUAGUAGUAGUAAUGGUUCAUCAUGGUUCCAAGAACGGCGUGAUGAAGAUGUUCCAGAAGAUCUAAGUGAUCUUAUCCCUGGAAAAGGCUUAGCGGAAUCUGUGAGGGAUAUGGUGUUAGGAAGGGAUGAUGAUGAGUUAUUGUAUGAAGAUCGUGUUUUCCGCUAUGCCUCCUUGAAUUCAGCGAAAUUUUUGGCAGUGUUGAUAAUUGUACCGUGGGCGUUGGAUUUUUUGGUCCAUGAUUAUGUUCUUAUGCCUUUUCUUGAUAGGUAUGUCAAGACUGUACCGCUUGCAGCAGAGAUCCUUGAUGUACGAAAGCAUCAAAAGCUCGAGAUGGUCAAGGAGUUAAAAACUGAAAAAGAGAGAUACAAAUUUGAGGUAGAGAUUGGGAAAUCCCCACCGAUUUCUGAAGACGAGCUUUAUUUAGAAUUACGGCACAAAGCGUUAGAAUUGAGAGAUGAAUGGAGAUUAGUAAACCGUGCCGCAUUUGCUAAUAUAUGGUCGGAUAUGGUAUUCGGAAUCUCGUUAUUUGUUCUUUUGUACUUCAACCAAAAUCAGGUAGCUUUGCUGAAAUUUACAGGGUAUAAGAUAAUAAACAACAUUUCAGACACCGGGAAGGCAUUCUUAAUCAUACUUAUCACGGACAUUUUUCUCGGGUAUCAUUCAGAAUCGGGAUGGCAGACCUUGUUAGAAAUAAUUGUGGAACAUUAUGGUUUUGACGUCGAUCAAUCUGCCAUCAUCAUAUUCGUCUGCCUCAUUCCAGUGAUCAUCGAUGCAUGCGUUAAGCUCUGGAUGUUCAAAUUUCUUCCAAGAUUAUCGCCGAAGGUGUCGAAUAUUUUCCAAGAAAUGAAGAGGCAUUAGAGAGAGAGAGAGAGAAUUCUGGGAUUUCCCCUUUUACAUUCUUACAACAUGAACCAUAUGUAUACUUGAUUUUUCAAUUGGUUAUGAUUUAUUCGAACGGUCGUAGUGGUAAAGAGGUGGGAAUCUUAAGUGAGGUCUCGAGUUUGAAUUCGAGCAUCAUCCACUUGCUUUCGAGACAUUGCGAUUUUCCUUCUCUGUGAUGGCUGUGGGACCGAUGCAGUGGUUACGUUUCAGAGCGGGUUGUAUCCCCAUUAUUUGGAUUUCAACACCAUGAACUUUAUAUAUGUUCAUUUUCAUUUGAUGUGACUGUAAAAUAAAUGAAUACUUGAAACUUUGGUAUCAUUCAGAAUUUGAAUACAAUAAAGAAGAUAUUGUUU